Ananas comosus (pineapple) is the source of this 2755-nucleotide messenger RNA. RefSeq names its product two pore calcium channel protein 1. Gene Ontology annotation, biological process: calcium ion transport; transmembrane transport. NCBI's taxonomy places the organism in Eukaryota, Viridiplantae, Streptophyta, Magnoliopsida, Poales, Bromeliaceae. The transcript has 25 exons. The coding region runs from base 160 to 2400 and encodes 746 amino acids. Gene Ontology annotation, cellular component: vacuolar membrane; plant-type vacuole. Gene Ontology annotation, molecular function: voltage-gated calcium channel activity; calcium ion binding. The record is from RefSeq and is a predicted model, not a curated record.
GUCAGAUUUGUAAGUUCGACAAAUCUUGGGGGCAUUUUCGUAAUCUCGGCAGAGGUCGGCGAACACCUCCUUCCCGGUUUCCACUAUCUUGGGAUCGAGCUCAGAUCACUCCGCUUUCCCCCCUUCGUCUUCUCCCUCUCUCUCUCUCUCGAAACAUCCAUGGAAACCCCUCUGAUCACAGAAGAAGGCAGCAGCUCCGCCUAUGGCGGCGGCGAAGAUGGUGCGGGGAACGGCGGCAGGAGAUCUAAGCAGUUCCACCGGCGGUCCGACGCCAUCGCGUACGGCACUCGGUACCAGAAGGCCGCUGCCCUCGUCGAUCUCGCGGAAGAUGGUGUUGGCAUUCCUGAGGAAGUUUUGAAUGACACAACAUUCGAAAGGGCUGCAAAGUUUUACUUCAUAUUCAUCCGAUUUGAUUUUCUGUGGUCCCUCAACCUCUUCGCAUUAGUUCUGCUAAAUUUUUUGGAGAAACCUCUAUGGUGUCCAAAGUAUGGACAAGAUACUUGUGAGGAAAGAGGCUAUUUCUUUCUUGGACAGUUGCCGUACUUAACUAGUAUACAGUCACUCAUAUAUGAGGUUGUUACACUUUUGGUUCUUGCAUUCCACACGUUUUUUCCACUUACAUAUGAAGGUUUCAAACUGUUUUGGAAAAGCAGUGUAAACAAAUUGAAGGUUAUUUUUCUUGUGAUAUUAGCAUGCGAUGCCUUGGUAUAUGCUUUAUAUUUAUCUCCCGUGUCUGUUACCUUCCUUCCUUUCAGAUUAGCCCCAUAUAUUCGCGUCGCCUUUAUUACUCUGACAGUCAGGGAACUGCGGAUGUGUAUCCUCACUUUGGCUGGAAUGUUUGGAAUGUACCUCAAUGUAUUGGCUCUCUCGCUGUUGUUCCUUCUAUUUGCCAGCUGGUUAGCAUAUGUCACAUUUGAGGACACCCAACAGGGAUGGACAGUUUUCACCUCAUAUGGUGCUACAUUGUACCAAAUGUUUGUACUUUUCACUACAUCUAACAAUCCAGAUGUAUGGAUUCCUGCUUACAAGAAUUCUCGUUGGUCUUCACUAUUUUUUGUUCUUUAUGUGCUGUUGGCGGUUUACUUUCUUACAAAUCUUAUUCUUGCGGUCGUUUAUGAAAGCUUUAAAGGGCAGCUUGCAAAGCAAAUUGUUGAGAUGGAUUCUGUAAGAAAAAGUAUCUUAGAGAAGGCUUUCAGUCUGAUCGAUAAUUAUAAGCAGGGUUUUCUGAACAAAGAUCAAUGCAUUUCUCUGUUUGACGAGUUGAACAAAUACAGGUCCUUGCCUAAAACUUCAAGGGAAGAUUUUGAAUUGAUCUUCAGCGAGCUUGAUCAUAGUGGUGAUUUUAAGAUUAAUUUGGAGGAAUUCACUGACCUCUGCAAUGCUAUUGCCCUGAAGUUCCAAAAGGAACCUUCUCCUUCGUGUUUUGAAAAGUACCCAUCGUUUUACCAUUCACCCCCCUGUGAAAAGUUGAAAGCUUUUGUGCGCAGCAACCUGUUUGAGUACAUUAUAGUUUCUAUACUCAUUCUCAACCUGGUUGCUGUUAUCAUUGAAACAACGCUUGAUAUAGAGAAUAGCUCUGCGCAGAAAUUGUGGCAGAAAGUUGAGUUUUUCUUUGGGUGGAUUUAUGUAUUGGAGGUGGCUUUAAAGAUCUUUUCGGUGGGAUUUGAUGCUUAUUGGAUGGAAGGUCAAAAUCGGUUUGAUUUUGUGAUCACCUGGAUAAUUGUCAUUGGAGAGACCAUGACUUUCUUCUUCCCAUCUGGGCUUCCUUUUCUUUCAAAUGGAGAGUGGAUUCGUUACCUUUUACUUGGAAGGAUGUUGCGCUUGAUAAGGCUUUUAUUACAAGUUCAAAGUUACAAAGCUUUUGUAGCAACAUUCUUGACACUAAUUCCAAGUCUGAUGCCAUAUCUGGGGAUUAUAUUUUGUGUUCUCUGUGUUUAUUGCUCCCUUGGCUUACAGCUGUUUGGUGGAAUCGUAAACGCUGGAAACCCGAAGUUGGAAACAACUGAUCUGUUUAAUAAUGACUAUGUUCUUUUCAAUUUCAAUGACUAUCCAAAUGGUAUGGUUACUCUGUUCAAUUUAGUAGUGAUGGGAAAUUGGCAUAUAUGGAUGCAGAGCUACAGGGAUCUGACGGGAACAUCUUGGACCCUUGCGUACUUCAUCAGCUUUUACCUUGUAACAGUGUUACUCCUCCUUAAUUUGAUUGUAGCAUUUGUGCUGGAGGCCUUCUUCACAGAAAUGGAACUUGAAAAAUCCAGUGGUGAUGAAGAAGACAAGGAAACUUCUGAAAGAAAGAACCGGCCACGGCAUGUUGGUGUAAAAACGAGGAGUUGCAAUGUUGACAUUCUCCUCCACCACAUGUUAAGUGCUGAGCUGAGCGAAACCCAAAGCCGUAAAGCAUAGUUUCUCUCUUUCUAUGGAACAGUUGCUGACAGAGAGGAUGACAAUUACUCCGAGCAAACGCAGGGGAGGAAUUUGGAAUCAACUGAUGGUUAGUCCUGAUGAAAUCGUAACACGGAACAUCUUUCAUUUGCCGUUUUCGGAAACUUUAUUUGUAUUUGAAGAUUAUGUGUUUUAUGUUGGCCCCUUUGGUAGGCCAGUUGUGCCAAGCAGAUGAAUUGGUAUGAAACAAAUUGUACACGCUUGGAUGUAAUCCAAAAAUGGGACCAAAUGCACCAAUGUAAUUUUAUUUUCUUGGAUUGGUUGAUUCAAGGUGAUGCUUCCUAAGAACGAUUGUUUAAAUUUUGCUUCUUUACUA